This is a messenger RNA of Dicentrarchus labrax (European seabass), 1419 nucleotides long. RefSeq lists its product as uncharacterized. The record is from RefSeq and is a predicted model, not a curated record. NCBI's taxonomy places the organism in Eukaryota, Metazoa, Chordata, Actinopteri, Moronidae. Bases 264 to 1088 code for a protein of 274 amino acids. The transcript is spliced from 7 exons.
AACACUGUUGCCAGGCAACCAGCUGCUUAGCGACCGGGUCAGUGUCUCACCUGCAGCAGCAGCGGUGGUGGUGGUGGUGGUGGGCCCACACACCGGUGUCAGUCUCUCCCGGGGCAGCAAGCGGGACGGUAAACUUUCUCUCGGUGAAUACUGCCAGACCCACCGGGCUCCAUGGGUAACAGCUCCAGCGUUACAGGGCUAAACCGAGCCGUUCGCAAUGCGCUAAAGAAGGCCAGGAGAAUCCAUCACAAGACGAUUGGGACAUGUCAGAAAGUUCUUCAGGUGUGAACACUCUCAGUGGCAGUUUUCCCAAAUCCCACUCAUCCCAGUACUCUGACCUCGGGGUUACACGCACCCCUCUCUCUGUGGACCAGAGUCCUGAUUCUGGACUUGUAUCUACACCUCUCCCAUCAAGUCGGUUCCGGUUCGUGUCGUGGCAUCGCCUGGAGCAGUGUGAUGUCACAGGGGACCAGCUGACCUGCCCCAGGGUCAGAGAAGGGCCAUCAGAAGAGGAGCUGUUUCAAAGAGAGGAGGAUGACAUCUGUUUGGAGAGAGGAAGGAGAAGGAGGAGAGAGGGGGAAGGACAGAGAUGGGAAGAGAGACUGCAAGAGAAUUGGGAAAACUGUCUGGAGUUAAAUCUGUCCUACCAGGACUUGGGCGAUCCCUUCCAGCAGGAGAAUUUCCUACGGAUCCUCCGCCGGUUGAUCCGUGUGGAGAAACUGCAACUGGUGGACAACUCCCUCACCAAUCUGAGUUCUGUGCGCCUGCCAAGGUGCAGAAUGCUAAACCUGCAGCGUAACCACCUGGUGUGUCUGCGUCAGCUGCCAAAGCUCCCAGUGGUGGAGCACCUUUGUCUCUCUGAGAACGCCAUCAGCUCCCUGGGGGGACUGGGAGCUCUGGGGAACAGCCCGCUCCGCUCCCUCAACCUGACCCACAACCCAGUGACCUUCACUCAGGGCUACCGUACACGUGUUUUCCUAUGUUUGCCAAAGCUAGAGAUCCUGGAUGGAAUUCCCAAGCUGCCAGAAGACUCUCUGCCUACCAGACUACAGUUCCCAGAAACCACCAGGAUGUGCAACAUUUUAUGACAUUCUUGCAUUGAUGGAUGUGUACGGAGUCAGUCCUCCCGAUCCUACAACACUUGAAGCGAUGACAAGGCUUCAGCAAAGUACUCUUCAGCAGACGUUGAAGUUGCACUGAAGGUUGCAUUGAGCUGUUGAGUUAUUCACACAAAUUGCCGAAAAACACCGCGCUGACAAUGCAGUCAGAUGUGGUAAUGUGCUUCAGGGCCAUGCAAGAUGCUUUUUAUAUGUAGUACCAAUUACAUCUAUUAUUAUUAUUGAUAUAUUUGUAAGUGAGAUUUUUUAUAUAUCUUAUUGACAUAUUUUGAUAAUAAAUAGAAAAUAGCUUAAAGACUUA